Vanessa tameamea is the source of this 2056-nucleotide messenger RNA. RefSeq names its product vacuole membrane protein 1 (gene Tango5). Lineage: Eukaryota; Metazoa; Arthropoda; Insecta; Lepidoptera; Nymphalidae. The record is from RefSeq and is a predicted model, not a curated record. The transcript has 10 exons. Gene Ontology annotation, biological process: Golgi organization; autophagy. Gene Ontology annotation, cellular component: membrane; endoplasmic reticulum; endomembrane system. Bases 194 to 1579 code for a protein of 461 amino acids.
CCACAAAAAUUUAGUUCGCGAUAAAUUUUAGAAUAGAGUGUAUGUUUUUUAUCGAAAAAUAAAACAUCUUGCGAUUUUUAAAUAUUUAGUUGAGAAGUAGAACGCAAAUUUGAUUCUAUUUUUAACCUCUGUAACUGGAUUUGUUUUGGAUAAUCUUGUGAAAUAGUGCUCUGUAGUUAAUGGACUCAGAAUAAUGACCAAAUUAGCUGGCACAAGACGUGCACGAAACCAGGCUACAUCACUAGCUAUACCUCGGCAAAACUCAAUUACUGAUAAUGGCAAGACUCGUCAAAAUUUAAGCCCAGAAGUACUGGCUUCUAUGAAUAAGGAGCAAUUGAGAGCAGAAUGCAGAAAAAGAGGUCAACGGACUACAGGAAACAAAAAUGAGCUGCUGGCCCGUCUCGGGUACUACAAACUGGCGGCGGCAGUGCAAGUAGAAACCGAACAACGCACGCGCAACGGAUUGCACCACACACAUCCGAAAGAGAUCAAGACUAAAGUCGUAUCAAUGGAUACAGACAGUUUCGUGCUAUGGAGGAAACCAUUUAUAACAAUAGAAUAUUUCUUUCGCGAACUCUUAAUAUUAUGCAACACAGGGUUACGGAGGUUAUUAGCAUAUAAAUUACUUGCAUUAGCAAUAGUGUUCUCUAUCUCCGGUACAGCUGUAUCGUAUUAUGUUAGUGGGCCACACCAACCUUAUGUACAGGAAGCAAUUCUGACACUAGCGUCGUGGGGUUGGUGGGUGAUACUCGGUGUAUGCAGUUCCGUGGGCCUCGGAACGGGCUUACACACGUUUCUCCUGUACCUCGGGCCGCACAUAGCGCGCGUCACGCUCGCGGCGUACGAAUGCGGCGGCCUCAACUUCCCAUCCCCACCGUACCCUAACGACAUAAUAUGUCCCGAAGAAAUCGACCCAACGUACGUGGUGUCGAUAUGGAACAUAAUGGCCAAGGUGCGCAUCGAGUCCAUGAUGUGGGGCGUGGGCACGGCGCUGGGGGAGCUGCCCCCCUACUUCAUGGCGCGGGCGGCGCGGCUCUCGGGGGGGAGCGUGGCCGAGCUCACGGAGAAAGACGACUCCAGGACUGGCAGGGCAAAAGUGAUGGUGCAGAGGCUAGUGCAGCGGGUCGGCUUCGCCGGCAUCCUGGCGUGCGCGUCCAUCCCCAACCCGCUGUUCGACCUGGCGGGGCUCACGUGCGGACACUUCCUCGUGCCCUUCUGGACUUUCUUCGGAGCGACGGUGCUGGGAAAGGCCGUGAUCAAAAUGCACAUUCAGAAGAUGUUCGUCAUCGUCGCGUUUAAUGAAACGCUUGUCGGACAAGCUCUGUCGUGGGUGGAGAGAAUACCGUACAUCGGGCCUAAACUCGAAGCACCAUUAUUGGAGUUUUUGCGUAACCAAAAAGCGCGCUUACAUAAAAACGAUUCGUCCUCGUUACCAGAGAACCAAGGCUCAAUUCUAUCUAGUCUUCUAGAAAAAUUCGUAUUGGCUAUGGUCCUAUACUUUGUGGUGUCGAUAGUGAAUGCGCUCGCUCAGAACUACAGUAAACGGGUGGGUAAGAAGAAGGGCAAGAAGAAGGAAUAGGGGUUGAAGACGCCGAGUCACGUCAUCGGCGGUCUAGCGCGACGGCUGUCAGACACCAGAGCGCGCCCGCGGUAGUACAGGAUCAUCGCACGAACAUUUGUGUUUAAAGUGAAACGUAUACCCAGCGGACGUUACACACGUGUGAGAUGCCUUAGCUAACACCUUGUCCAGGGAUUUUAUUGCUAAAUAGUCUUAAGUAUGUAGUAAAUUGAUAUAAAAGACGUUGAUUUACUGAAGUGCGGGGCGUUUAGCGGUGUAAAGCGGUUGAAUUGAGCUUUUUUGAAUAUUAGCUAAUUUAUAUGACGUGAGGAGUACCCACAUACUUAAUAUUAAUUAAUAUAAAAAUAAUAAUAAUAAUUUUUCAAGAUUUUAAGCAGAAAGCAUUAAUUCCUCAUCAUCAUUCUUAUUAUUAGAAUAAAAUUUAAAAAUAAAUCUACAUAUUAGUCGAUAGGUAAUUAAGUAAAAUUUUAGAUGUUU